AUGGGGCCAGCUUGGCUGUGGCUGCUGGGAACAGGGGUCCUGGUUUCUGUCCAUUGCCAGCCUUUUCCCGCACAUGGACAUAAGAGUCUGGGGAUGCCUCAAGCCCACAGUGACCAACUCUCAGAGCCAGUCCCGGCAUACCACAAAAUCACACCCACCAUCACCAAUUUUGCUUUACGUUUAUAUAAGCAGCUGGCAGCAGACAUUCCUGGAAACAUAUUAUUCUCCCCAGUGAGCAUCUCUACCACCUUGGCCCUGCUCUCUUUUGGGACCAAGGCUGACACCUCAACUCAAAUCCUGGGGGGCCUGGGCUUUAACCUCACAGAGACACCGGAAGCCGACCUCCACCGUGGCUUCCAGAGCCUCCUCUACACCCUGGACCUGCCCAGCCCCAAACUUGAACUGAAAGUCGGCAACUCCAUUUUCCUGGACAAGCACCUCAAACCUCAGCAGCGCUUUCUCAAUGGCAUCAAGGAGCUGUACGGUGCCUUUGCUUUCUCUGCCAACUUCACGGAUGCUGCUGGGAUGGGGACGCAGAUCAAUGAGUACGUGAGAAAGCAAACGUAUGGGAAGGUGACAGACAGCCUGCAAGAGGUCAACCAAGACACACUCAUGGUUCUCUUGAAUUUCAUCUUCUUCAAAGCCAAGUGGAAGCAUCCUUUCCAUCGCUACCAGACCCAGAAGCAGGAGAGCUUCUUUGUGGAUGAGAGGACCUCCCUCCGGGUCCCCAUGAUGCACCAGAAGGAAAUGCACAGGUUCCUCUAUGACGAGGAGCUGGCUUGCACUGUCCUCCAGAUCGAAUACAGUGGCAAUGCCCUGGCCCUGCUGAUCCUCCCUGACCCAGGGAAAAUGGAGCAGGUGGAGGCUGCUCUGCAGCCAGAGACCCUGAGAAAAUGGGACCAGCUGCUCCUGCCCAGUCUGCUGGACUUGCAUCUGCCAAGGUUUUCCAUUUCUGGAACGUAUAACCUGGAAGAGAUCCUGCCCAAAAUCGGUCUCUCCAACGUGUUCAACUUAGACACCGACUUUUCAGGAAUCACUGGGCAGCCCAACAAAACCAUCUCCAGGGUGUCACACAAGGUGGCGGUGGAGAUGAACGAGAAGGGGACCGAGGCUGGGGCUGCCUGUGGCCUCCUCUCCCAGCCCCAACCUCUGAAGCCAAUGACAGCAUCUCCUGUGCAUCUCAGCAGACCUUUUCUAAUGCUCCUUUGGGAUGUGACCACCCAGAGCUUACUCUUCAUGGGAAAAGUGGUCAACCCUGCUGCAGGGUGA
Molecule: messenger RNA, 1269 nt
Organism: Orycteropus afer afer
Lineage: Eukaryota; Metazoa; Chordata; Mammalia; Tubulidentata; Orycteropodidae
Gene: SERPINA11
Product: serpin family A member 11
Exons: 4
Coding region: 1-1269 (422 amino acids)
Biological process (GO): negative regulation of endopeptidase activity
Molecular function (GO): serine-type endopeptidase inhibitor activity
Source: RefSeq, a predicted model, not a curated record